Messenger RNA from Paramisgurnus dabryanus, 1992 nucleotides. RefSeq names its product sp9 transcription factor (gene sp9). Lineage: Eukaryota; Metazoa; Chordata; Actinopteri; Cypriniformes; Cobitidae. Gene Ontology annotation, biological process: regulation of transcription by RNA polymerase II. Gene Ontology annotation, molecular function: RNA polymerase II cis-regulatory region sequence-specific DNA binding; DNA-binding transcription factor activity, RNA polymerase II-specific. The record is from RefSeq and is a predicted model, not a curated record.
GCUUGAGCGCAGUGUCCCUCAGUCACACAGCAACAUUCACUCAUUGUUCUCUUCAAAGAGUUGCUCUAGGAAAGGGCCUGGAUAUGGCUACGUCUAUACUUGGGUAAAAAGCACAAACUUUCCCUCCACACACAGGAAGAGCCGCGGUUUGGAACUACCCCUUUAGCUAUGCUGGCUGCAACCUGCAACAAGAUCGGCAACACCAGCCCCCUCACGACUUUACCCGACUCCAGCGCGUUUUCCAAAGGCGGAUUUCAUCCUUGGAAAAGAUCUUCGUCGAGCUGCAACUUGGGAUCCAGCCUGCCAGGAUUCACGGUCGCGACGAGCCGAAACACCUCCGGAUUAACGACCACCACCGGCACAGGCAACAGCGCUUUCUGUCUGGCCUCCACCUCACCAACGUCCUCUGCGUUCUCCAGCGAAUACAGCAGCUUAUUCUCCAACACGGCAAGCGUUUCCUCGCAGGAGCCCGGACAGUCUGCGUUCAUUUCCAAAGUUCACACGUCGGCAGCAGAGACACUAUACCCGCGGGUCGGCAUGGCGCACCCGUACGAAUCGUGGUACAAGUCCGGCUUUCACUCCACCAUCUCGGGUGAGGUGACCAACGGCGCGUCAGCAUGGUGGGACGUUCACACGAAUCCGGGCUCGUGGCUCGAGGUUCAAAAUCCGGCAGGUACUUUGCAAACUUCACUGCACUCCGGAACCCCACAAGCCAUCCACUCCCAGCUCAGCGGCUACAACCCGGACUUCUCGAGCCUCACGCACUCCGCGUUCAGCUCCACUGGCAUCAGUCCCACGGCGUCCCACCUCCUGUCAACGAGCCAGCACCUGUUGACACAGGAAGGCUUCAAAACUGUCAUCCCCACUUAUACGGACGCAUCGGCCACAAACGCUAUGAUAUCGGGUGCCAGCUCGGGCAUAGGAACCUCGUCCAGGUCGUCCAGGAGAUAUUCGGGACGGGCCACGUGCGACUGCCCGAACUGUCAGGAGGCAGAGCGCCUCGGCCCUGCGGGUGCCAGCUUGCGCAGGAAAGGACUUCAUAGCUGUCACAUCCCGGGCUGCGGUAAAGUCUACGGUAAGACAUCUCAUCUCAAAGCGCAUCUGAGAUGGCACACCGGCGAGAGGCCCUUUGUGUGCAACUGGCUUUUUUGUGGCAAAAGGUUCACCAGGUCAGACGAGCUUCAGAGGCACCUGCGCACUCACACGGGGGAAAAACGGUUCGCCUGCCCGGUAUGCAACAAGCGUUUCAUGAGGAGCGACCACUUGAGCAAACACAUCAAAACACACACCGCCGGAGGUGGAGGCAAAAAGGGCAGCGACAGUGACACCGACACUAGUAACCUGGAGACCCCCAGGUCUGAAUCGCCGGAACUGAUUUUAGACGGCGUAAACCCCCGGGUCACGGUCAAAGAUCAGUCUCCUCACCACGAGUCCUGAACGUGAUUUAUGACCUCAAAUCCAUUUUCCUCAUAGCUGAAUCGAGACAAGGAAACGGGUCUGGAGUAUGUGAAAAACUUUUAGCAUUCUGCAUUUCCUCGCAAAACGAGUCGACGUGUGACUCUUAGGCAUUGGAAACAAAUUAAGCGCAACACUGGUUAUUUCUGCUCUGCACAAACAAACAACUUUCGGGACGAUAAGAGUCUUGUCAAGGCUCAGUGUUGUAAAAGCGGACAUUUGGUUUGGAUCAAUGCGCAAAAAGAUGGAGCUAAAUAAACCGCGGCUACCGCUUGAGCUAUAAUUCUGUACAUAUAUCCGCAAAAAUAUGUUAUUUUUCCCUGUAAAUGUUACUUAUGAUUGUUUUGUGGUGGAUCCUGAAAUUCAGGGAAUUUUCUUUCCUUUCGACGCACUUUGUGGAUGUCAGUAUGUAUGUUACACAGCUAUUUAAAAUUCAUUUAACCUUUCCUUUACAUUGCUAAAAAUAUAUAAAUGUUUAAUUGUAUAAAGUCACGCUUAAGGCUUUCAUUUUGUAAUUAAAGGGAUUUAAAAUCUAAA